CCCUUUUUCCCUCCUCUCUCCCUCUCUCGUUUCCACUUUCGGCCGACCAAAUGAAACAAAGAUCACAGUGAAACCCAUUUUUCUCCCUCGUCGUCCUCCUCGAAUUCGUUCAAAUGCAGGAGUUCCUUGGAUCCGUUCGCCGCUCUCUGGUAUUCCGCACGACCUCCGAUGAUGACAACCAGGAGAAUCACCCUCCUUUCUCCGGUGCUCUCGCCGACAAGAUCACUUCUUGCAUCCGCAAAUCGAGGGUUCUCAUAAAACCCAACUCCCUUUCCCCUUCACCUCCUCAUCUUCCUCCUCCGGCGGCGGAGGCUCCUCCGUCAUCUGCCGCCGAUAUGGCGCCUCCGAUCCGCUGGAGGAAAGGUCAGUUAAUCGGUCGCGGCGCGUUUGGUACAGUGUACAUGGGGAUGAAUCUCGACUCCGGGGAGCUUCUCGCCGUCAAACAGGUUCUGAUUGCAGCCAAUUGUGCUACCAGGGGAAAAACUCAGACUCAUAUUCAGGAGCUAGAGGAGGAAGUGAAGCUUCUCAAGAAUCUCUCCCAUCCUAACAUUGUCAGAUAUUUGGGCACAGUGAGGGAAGAUGAAACCUUGAACAUUCUGCUUGAGUUUGUUCCAGGUGGAUCUAUCUCCUCGCUCUUGGAGAAAUUCGGCCCUUUUCCGGAAUCAGUUGUACGGACGUACACGGAACAACUACUUUUGGGAUUGGAGUACCUUCACAAUCAUGGGAUAAUGCACCGGGAUAUUAAGGGGGCUAAUAUCCUUGUAGAUAACAAAGGAUGUAUUAAACUUGCGGAUUUCGGUGCAUCCAAACAGGUCGUUGAGUUGGCUACCAUUUCGGGUGCAAAGUCUAUGAAAGGAACUCCAUAUUGGAUGGCUCCAGAAGUUAUUCGUCAAACUGGGCAUAGCUUCUCAGCAGAUAUAUGGAGUGUUGGAUGUACAGUUAUUGAGAUGGUGACAGGAAAGGCUCCUUGGAGCCAGCAGUAUAAGGAGGUUGCUGCUAUCUUUUACAUUGGGACAACUAAAGCGCAUCCACCAAUACCAGAGAAUCUCUCUGCUGAUGUGAAAGACUUUCUUCUCAAAUGUUUACAGGAGGAACCAAAUCUGCGGCCAACUGCAUCUGAGCUGCUGAAGCACCCUUUUGUUACGGGCAAACAAAGGGAAUCUGCUUCUGCUGUUCUUGCUUCUAUCAUGGACAAUUCUAGUAUUUCACCCUCUCGCUUAACUGACAUAAACAACUCUACGAUGUCUGCCUGUGAUGAUGCGGGAGAUAUAUGUAACUUGGGCAGUCUGAAUUGUUCGCUUGUGUGCCCAGAGAAGUCGAUCCAAAGUGACAAUAUGUGGCGAAAGAAUGGUAAUGAUGAUGAUGGCGACGACAUGUGUUUGAUGGAUAAUGAGAAUUUCUUAACAUUUGAUGCAGAGUCUACUCAGUCUAGCUGUGCCCUUGAGAAGAAUAACGAUACCAAGAAGAGCUGUGAUGCCCUGAAUGAAAUAUCCGAUGUUUUGAAGUACGAAUUUGAUGAAAGUCCUGUAAAUGGAGAAAGAGAGACUAAUCUCAGCAUGGAAGUUGACCGACCAUCAUACUCAGAAGAGGAGGAUGAGCUCACUGAGUCAAAAAUUAAAGCUUUCUUAGAUGAGAAGGCUUCAGAGCUAAAGAAGUUACAGACACCUCUAUAUGAAGAAUACUACAACAGUUUGAUCACAUGCUCUCCCAGUUGCAUGGAGAGUAGUAGCAACAGCAAUAAACGAGAAGAGACUCCUCGUAGUUUCUUGAAGCUGCCUCCAAAAAGCAGGUCGCCGAGUCGGGGUCCUAUUGGUGGCUCACCUUCUAGAGCAGUUGACACUGCCGGUCGUUCUAAGAGCCCCGGAAGUGGUGGUAGCCCUGAUGUGUCUAAUAUGCUCAAUGCUAGCGAUGAAGCUGUACAAGAUCUUGCAUCUGCUCGGGUCAGUGACUGGAGAGGUCUUCUUGUUGAUGCUCAACAGGAAUCAAGCAACCAGAGUGUGGCUUUGUCUGAGAUUGAGAGAAAGUGGAAAGAAGAACUCGACCAAGAACUAGAAAGGAAGCGGCGAGAGAUUAUGCGGCAAGCAGGGAUGGGAACAUCUCCAAGAGAAAGAAGCUUGAGCCGACAUAGAGAGAAGUCAAGAUUUGCAUCUCCUGGUAAAUGAUCUGUAUGGAAUGCAAUUGUUUCUGGCCAUUUCUCUCAAGGUUCAUACCGCUCUCCUCAAGAACGAUCACUUUGUUCUCUGGCCAGACAUCCCAGUAACAGAGAGAGAUGUCUGAACCUUCGGUUUUCAAUCUCUUGAUUGCUUGACUAAGUAUAUACAUAAUAUAUAUGUACCUUUUGUUUUGACGUGAAGAAACAUGAACUUUGGAGAAUGUCUCUGAGAUGUUUGUUGAAAGUAUAGAUGUGUUUGAUGCGAGUGUCUGGUGCAUAUUUUGUACCUUUCAUUUCCUAAUAAAGAGAUUUCUGGUUUUGUGAACUGCAAAACUAAAUGUAUUUUAA
Molecule: messenger RNA, 2500 nt
Organism: Tarenaya hassleriana
Lineage: Eukaryota; Viridiplantae; Streptophyta; Magnoliopsida; Brassicales; Cleomaceae
Product: mitogen-activated protein kinase kinase kinase ANP1
Exons: 17
Coding region: 114-2162 (682 amino acids)
Biological process (GO): protein phosphorylation
Molecular function (GO): protein kinase activity; ATP binding
Source: RefSeq, a predicted model, not a curated record